UGUGUGUGGGUGGAGUUGGUAUCCCCUCUGAUCGAAUGAAUCGUUAGCUAUACCUCAUUUAAUUGUUUACCUACAAAUUUGAUAGGGUGUCGCCAAAGUCCGAUGGGAUUGUCGGCUUAAACCGUACAUACAUAAAACCUGAACAAUGCAGAGCCCGUUUUCGAGGUUAGACCAUUCUAUCUGACGUCUUCAUCCUCCAAGAAUAAGUUACAAUACAAAUCAUUGCUGCAAUGGCGAACCGCGGAGUUACGAAAGAGUUACUUUACUCGCACAAGGAAACAGUAAAUAUUACAGUCAAAGACAUUUAGUAUUGAAUUUAAAUACGUGUCAAGUUACCGGCUAGACCUCGAACAAAUUUCACAUCAACUAAAUAUACGUGCAAUCAAAGUGAACAAAUAUAAAUAGACAAGCAAAGGAUAAAUAAGUAGUAAGAGGAAAACCCAGUUAAGAUGGAUGUAAUUAGCAUUGAAAGUGGUGACAGUGGAGUAAGAACGUUUAAAAACUCGCACAGCAAUACGAUACGUUGCAAUUGCUUGAACUCAAAUUCUCUGUGCUACAUACUAAUCACAGUUGCGACGCUAGCUUUUCUUGGAGCAAUAGUUUUCAUAUGUCGCGACUAUAUAAAAAUACUACUCUAUUGGAUAGAACACCAAAACCCUUGGCUUGUCACGAUUAUUUUCAUUGGCCUGUUCACUAUUGUCUCAUUUCCCAUAGUCAUCGGCUACUUGUUUCUAAUAGUCGCCAGUGGCUACUUGUUCGGCAUUAUAAAGGGCAUAACUAUGGUUAUACUGGCAGCAAAUUUAGGCAUAGCCAUUGCCCACGGCACACUAGGUGCGUUGUCUUCAAGGCUGCCGAUCGGAGCUCUACUCCAGAGCGACACAGCGAGAGCAAUCCUACGAGUAAUAUCGGGCCCUCAGGCAUUUAAAGUUGUCCUUUUUGCCCGGCUCACGCCAAUUCCAUUUGGCCUUCAAAACACCAUAUUUGCGGUAAGCAAUAUUACCGGGUUUCAAUAUCACCUAGCUAGUGCGCUUGGCCUACUUCCUGCUCAGUUGAUAAAUGUUUAUUUGGGAAGUAGUUUAAGAUCUAUGCAGGAUGUGCUUGAGGAUAGAUCCACUGCAGCCACAGGAUACACAGUAUUUUGCUUCCAGAUUCUCAUUGGUGUUUCGCUGAUGGUUUACAUAGUACAGAAGGCACGCCGAGAAUUACAAUUAGCAUUGCUGGAAGCUGACCUGGCAUCAAUGGCUGAUACUCCGCAUUUUCUUCUUGAAACUCUUCCAGAUUCAAAAAUGGUUCUAUCGAAUUUCAUCGCUUAAUCAUAAAAGUCAAGUACUAUUUCAAGGUAAUUUUAAAUCUGCUAAGUUUUCAUAAUUUACAGAUUGCAUUACUUUCAAAAUAGGUAAUCUCUUCCAUUUUGGAGAAAUAUUUGAAAUCUUACAAUAUGUAUGCCACAUACAUGCUGUCAUAAGAUAUUAUAGUAAGAGAGCUUUUGUUUUAUGUACAAAUGUCUUACGAUUUUUUGGAAAACAUUAUGUACAUAUUGUUACUGCAUAAGCAUUUAGCUCGUAACAAAGUCAGUACGAGAAAAUCAACGUAACUUGCACUGUCCUUGAAAAUGAAAAUAAGUAGAAAUGUCAUAACGUGAUAUCUGUAUUAUACAGAAUAAAGAUUUUAGAGAAUUAAUAUAGGGACAGUGGUUAGGUAGGUAAUGGUGGAUAUUAAGAAUGGAAACACAAGUGAUUAACAAUGAUAAUAAUCUAAGAUUCUGAACAAACGAGAUUCUAACGCAAUGGCAAAAGCUUUCAGGAUUUUGAGUUCAUUACAUAUUCAGAUACCGAUCAUUGAACAACAAAAGCCAUGUCAUCAGAGCCGAUAAAUAAGGUUACAAUCACAUUUUACAAAUAAUUUUUAAGUACAAUACCCAAUAAAAUAUGAAAACUUAAAUGAAUUUUUUGGCGACAUGAUCUCCAAAUUCUCAAAGUAUGUUCUACAAAUAUUUCUAAAAUAUGUGCCAAACUUUACUGAUGGUGUAAAUGGGCGUUUGUUAAUCGACAAUUUUCUAUACACCGACUGAUGAAAUAGCUAAACUCCCAAUUUACAUUACACAGGUGUAACAUAAAUUUAUUGAUUUAUGGUUUUUUUUUUGUUGUCAUGUUAUACAUAUUGAUCCAAAAGAAAUGAAUUUGCAUUUACUAACGCUUUUUCUUCAUUUAUAAAUUCCUUAUUUCGAUCUCUUCACCAUUUGCUAUAAAUAUUAUGUAAAUACUGUUUAUUCAAAUGCUUAUGAGUCUGUGAAAAGACACAGGUUUUUUGUCACAUUGAAGUGAUUAAAAUAAUUCAACAGUAAUUAAGUAAUUACCGGAACCAGUAUCAAAAUAAAUAGUGAUAUAUCAUAACCCGGCAAUAUUUGCAGGAUUGGAUCUCUCUUGAGCAUAUACUAUGACUAAUUCGCAGUUUUAUGACAGAUGUUAAUAUAAUUUACAGGAUACAUUUAUACUAUUGAGGCGAAAUCUUAUCUUAUACCCAUUACAUUAUCGUUUAGUAUACAUCAUAAGUGACACCGUAAAAAUAGUUUUGGUAUAUUAAUUGGACCUGCAAUAGUUUUCCCUCAUUAGUUAUAAACUUUCGCUAUUAUGUGUAGUAUUCUAUGGUGUCAGCGUUAUUUUUUCAGAUAUGCAUAUUUGAAAUUAUUUUAUAAUAAAAAAUAUGUAUUUGAUUGGUUACACACACUUAAAUUCUCUUGUACAUACAGUUCAAGCUAUAAAUAUAACGAAUCAAAAGUUGAUCACUGUUUGUACUUUGUGAUCGUGGAAUCUGUUAUAUUUUGAUUGCUAAACAACUUCAUCUUGAAAAACAAUUUGUAUAAGAGAUAGAAAGAUUAUGCUGAUUAUUAUUUAUAGCAGUAAUAUAUGGAUUAGCUGUAUGUAUGAUUAUUGAAGAAGGAUCGAGACCCUUGAAGAAAAAUAGGAUCCGAUAGCAAUAAUUAUUUUUCAAUGAAUGUGGUGCAACUCUGUCAAAUUGAGAGGGUAUUCUAGUCUAGAGGCUUAAAUUAUGGAUGGUUUUUCGGGUUUGUUAAUAUAAAAAAUUUGCAUAUUUACCAUUCAUUUUUAUUGAUGCUGCAAGAACCAAUCAAAAAAAAAUUGCUUUAAAAAAAUAAAUAUUAAAAAAGUUAUGGGCCUCUAAAUAUAUGACCAUGAACAAAAAACGGGUUGCGACAGUUGACAUGAUUUCAGUGCUCCCAUUCAUCCGAAAGAGAAAUGAAAACAAUUUUCUUGAUCAAUAAGAAUGUCAUGACCGGGACCAAAGAGAAAAAAAAAAAAUUAGAGAAAUGCCGACUGUCUGAAGGGAAAUUUAAUUUUGCACUGUAUUUUUUUAAGUUUUCUAUUUUUUAGACAUAGUAAUAAUAAUAAUUUGGUUAUUUUUGAAGUCCAGGCUAUAGAGAGAUAGAUAUUGAAGGUCCAUACUAAAUUUGAAGUCGGUGGAUUUAACAGAACUCGUGAUUUUGUGACAAUCAGGUUGAAAAAUGUAGUUUCGAAAUAAACGUAUUUAAAGUUAAUGCGUUUAAAAUUUUGACCUUGGUUUUCACGUUCCUUUUUGUAUCAGAUAAAAUGGAAAUUUUCCUUACCCUUAAUCGGCGAUUCCUCGAGCAUCCAAGAGGCCUUACGCCGCAUUCGUAACUUUCUCAUAGGCUGAUCUUUCUAGCCUUGAACUUGGCUCUAUUGAAGCAUACAUCAUGCAUUGUUUCACUCAAGUGCUCAUAACCUUCUCAAAUUUUGUAAAUCCCUCAUUGGCUUUGGGUCAAAAUAUGCUUAAAAGAGGUAGCUACAAUAAUAUGCAAAAAAAUAUCAAUUUUCUGAAAAUUUAUAGACUAGAAAACCCUAUUAAAUUUUAUAUGUCUUCUUAUAACCGUAUUGUUUUAGUGAAAUGAUGAUUUUAUGCAUUUUCAAAAGUUGUGAUAUCUCUGAAUUUAUACAUACUUAUUCCAACAUUUUGGGCUUCCAAAAAGUCUUAUUUUUGACUAUUCGUUCAGUUUUUCAGAUUAGAAAUUGACAUGAUAUAAUAAAAAAGUAAAAAUCUCCCAAUGAUCAGAUUUAGUUUGUUCUCUGAGUCGAUAAAAAAAAAAAGAAAAUCCAAUAUACAGUUGUAUGAUCACAAUAAAUAGCAUACGCGUUAAUGUAUUAAUAAGUUUUAAAUAAUUGCUUGUACUCGAUUCAUCUAUUGUCAAUAUAAAAUACGUAUUUCUGAUCUACACAUUUACAUAUGUGUAGAUUUUCUCACUAAAAAAAAAAAAGGAAAAUCAUUAGCAUAGGUAUAUAUUAUUGUUGAGAAAAAAAAAAUAUAUAUUUUCU
This is a messenger RNA of Neodiprion fabricii, 4346 nucleotides long. RefSeq names its product transmembrane protein 64. The coding region runs from base 450 to 1313 and encodes 287 amino acids. NCBI's taxonomy places the organism in Eukaryota, Metazoa, Arthropoda, Insecta, Hymenoptera, Diprionidae. The transcript has 3 exons. The record is from RefSeq and is a predicted model, not a curated record.